Molecule: messenger RNA, 1248 nt
Organism: Psylliodes chrysocephalus
Lineage: Eukaryota; Metazoa; Arthropoda; Insecta; Coleoptera; Chrysomelidae
Source: the annotation of a GenBank genome assembly
UGAUAAAUACCCCAUGUAAAUACCACUGAACUGGGUAUGGAACAUAAUUAUAUCGUAACACACCAACCUGUCAACUAUCAUUCAAAAAUGUCACCUCAAGUCAGAUUUAUAUCUUCUCCAACUAUUCCAUAUUAAAAAUUUAAAUCCAGAUAACUCUAUAUGUGUUUAGCUAUGAUCAAUGAGCAGAUACUUUCGAAAACGACCAUACCGAUCCCGCAAAAUUAGAAAAUGUCCUACAAAAUGUAAACGUAAAUCCAAAAAAGAUAAUUGCAGACUGAAAAAGACGAAAAAAUCGACUAAUCUAAAUGCGCAGCGUCUUGCCGAGUAUUUAAAUAACGAAAAAAUUCAAGAACAUUUAAAUAGGUUGCUUGAAAAAUACCCCAACAAUAUUCAAGUCGAGGCCAUAGGAAGUUCUAAAGAAGGCAGAGCUAUAUAUUUGGUAUUUAUUACGAAUAAUGGUGGAGAUAUACCCAAAAAUGCUGUUUUUAUAGAAGCCGGUUCAAACGGAGAAGAUCUCAUAGCCGUAGCUUCAGCACUGUACAUCAUAGAUUACCUCUGUAAAAAUGCUAGUACUAGCAAUACUUUAAAAGUGAUGGAUUAUUUUGUAGUACCUUGUACCAACCCAGAUGCCUACGAGUUGACCUUGCAUGGGCGGAAACCUAAGGUUAAUCUUGCAACUAGUUUUCCGUUUACGUUGGGACAGUGUGAUCUAGAAGUGAUAGACGACGACCAAUUUAUUAAAGCGUCUAAAAAGUGGAAAGAAAAUUAUGAUUUUGACAGCCCUGAACGAAGUAUUUUAAUUAAUGCGAUUGCUAGUUUCCGGUUUGCUAUAAAACUAUUUAUAUCAUUACAAGAAGGAGGUGAAAAAAUUGUGUACCCUUUCGGUAUGGCAAAGCAAGAACCCUGUGAUGUUGAAGACCUUGCCUGGGUAGCUAGAAUGGGAAUAUGUGGUUGUUGCAAACACUUCCAAGUAGGCUCCGUUUAUCAACAUUAUGGUCUCACGUUCGGAACCAUUAUUGACUUUCUAAGAUUAUUUACUGAUUCUCUUAAGUUCACUUAUAUUAUUCACUUAAAUGAUAGAAAGAAAAUUCAGAGGUUUGAUGAAGUACCAGAACGUGCCGAGAAUGUAUUGUGUUGUAUCACUUUGAUGGCAAAGAAUGUUUUUGAUCAUUAUAACGUUGAACAAAGGGAGGUAACUCCACCAAAAAAAAUUGUAUUCUUAAAUAAAAUUGGUGAUGAUAAAUAAGG